Messenger RNA from Hyaena hyaena (striped hyena), 1793 nucleotides. It is a transcript of the gene CUNH14orf39, whose product is annotated as chromosome unknown C14orf39 homolog. Gene Ontology annotation, cellular component: central element. Bases 36 to 1793 code for a protein of 585 amino acids. Lineage: Eukaryota; Metazoa; Chordata; Mammalia; Carnivora; Hyaenidae. The transcript is spliced from 18 exons. Gene Ontology annotation, biological process: spermatogenesis; oogenesis; meiotic DNA double-strand break processing involved in reciprocal meiotic recombination. The record is from RefSeq and is a predicted model, not a curated record.
CAUUCGGGUCCCAGAGGGGACCUUGAGGUUCCAAGAUGAAUGACAGCCUAUUUGUCAGUUUGGACAGGCUUUUGCUAGAAUUUGUUUUCCAGUAUGAGCAAGAUAUAAGUACUAAAGAAGAUAUGAUUCAACGAAUUAACAAAUGCUUUGAAGAUGUUAAAGAAAGCAAGGUGAUUAUUUGUAAGAUACAUGAAACUAUAAAUACGACAGAUGAGGAAAUUGGCCACUACUGUAAACAUAGUAAAGAGAUCAAAGACAACUGUAGUAACUGGAAGCCAACAUGUGAUGUUUUUCAUAAACAUGAAGUCUAUAUGCAGGACCAAUUUACUGUUUAUCAAGAAGCUAUUGAAAAAGACAAAAAAAUGUACCAUGGUUAUGUAUGUCAGUAUAAAGAUGUUUUGAAGCAAUAUCAACUAAAAUACUCAGAAACACCUCUUUCACGUGAAUAUUAUGAAAAGAAAAAAGAACAUGAAGAAAUUCAAAAUAGAGUGUUGGCAUGUUCUGAACAACUAAAAAUGAAUGAAACUAUCUUUAUGGAAUUUUUAGUGCCUGCUCCUUUUCCAUCACUUACUAAAUGGACAUUACAUAUUGUUAAUGUGAGAUGUAAAACACAAGAUAUUCUUAAACAUGCCAGCAAUUUUUCCAAAAGUUCAUCUGAAUUGAAGAAAGAAGUAGAUGAAGUGGAAAUAGAAAUUAAUUACUUAAACCAGCAAAUUGCAAGACUUCAUGAAACUAAGAAUCUUGCCGAAACUCUGGAAGAAAAAAAUAAAAAUAUAGAAAAGAGAAAGGAAUUGAAAGAAAGAAUUUUUGAAAAAGAUGAACAUGUACUUAUAUUGAAUAAAGCCCCUCAAAACAGUCAAUUAUUUCUUCUAUAUGAAGCUGAGAAACUAGUCAGACCAGUGAAAAUGCAUUCUUCAGAGGCAAGAGUUGUAGAUAGAAAAGAAGAAAGUUCUGUGAAACAGUCAAAGGUUGCCAGUAUUGACAUUAGGCAGAAAGAAAACAACAUGCAGGUACCUACUGACUCUCCUGCGAAUAAACAUUCAAAAUGCUCAGAUGUUGUGACUGUUAAAAAUUCACAGAAUAUGAUGCAUUUCAGAUUGUUAACCCCACAGAAACAAUCAAAUUGCAAUCAGUGGUUUGAAAAAGGAGAUACAGAUGCUGAGUGUGAAGAUAAAGGGACAGUAAGACCAUUGAGGGAAUCAAAAUGUAGUUCACAAGUUAUAUGCGCAGAACAUUUUGGGAAGUCAAUAGAAAAUAAUAGUGAUGAAGUAGAAGAAAGGACUGAGAAUUUUCCACAAACUCCUGAAAUUCCUUUAUUUUUAAGAAUUCCUGAAGCUGUGAAAACACCUGAACCUUUGGAGAAAUUAUUGUUUCCUAAAACCCCAUCUUUUGAAAUAAAUAGAAAUAUAACGCUUGAAGGUCAAUCACAAAAGGAAUCCCCUGGAUUUUCUUUUCUUAUGAAUUAUACUUCUAGAUCUCCUGGAUUGAAUUUAUUUGAUUCUACUAUGUUUGAUUCAGAAAUCUCAUCAGAUCAGCUUAAUGAACAUUAUUCUGCAGGAAAUUUAAAUCCUCUUUCAUCACAACAAGAAAUUGGAAACUUAUUUGGGAAACCAGAAGGAGAAGAUGCCUUUACAUUUUCUUUUUCAUCAGACUCUUCAACUCAUACAUUUGGAACUGGAAAAGAUGAUUUUAGUUUUCCAUUUUCAUUUGAACAGGAUCAAAACUCAACACCUUCUUCUGUAAAAGGUUUUUCAUCUUCCUCACAAAAUACAAUGCAAUUUACCUUUUUUUGA